GACAGGAGAGGGUGAGGGGUCAGAGACAGAAACCAAGUCCCGGAGACAGGAUUCUUUUCACAGCAUCAUCCCGGUACAAUGUGACCCUGCUAUCACCUUCAUUAGUUUGAAUGACCGCUGUCCGAUCGCCACAUUACUUAUACUGGUGAUAUCCAUCUGCGGCUUUGUGAGGUGAAACACUGCACAGUCAAGUGGGCCAAAAUUCCCGGGAAGGACUCCCGACUGCCUCGCCUGCCGAACAAUCCAUCACUCCGGCUGCGGCUACGGCACAGGGAGCCAUGCGACAGUGGUGCCUUCCGGCUGUGGCUCCACGCACAGAACCGCUCCUCACUGGCCGACUGUCACCACAGUUGUCAGAUGCCAGGAUGGAGUGCUGCGAGGUGGAGCCUCGCUACACCAUCGAGCAGAUCGACCUGCUUCAGCGCCUGCGUCUGUCCGGCUUGACCAAGCCCCAGAUCGUCCACGCCCUGGAGUCUCUGGAGAGGCUGGACUCGGACCACAGGCCGCCGUACUGCGACGCCCACGCCACGCCCGCCAGCGCCCCCGCCACUGCCACCGCCGCCGCCCCCUCUUCCUCCUCCUCCUCCCUCACGUCCACUACCACGCAGACCCUGAACUUAGACACCUCCCCGUCACCGAGCAACAGCUACGAGGCGUCCCCCCCGCCCCAGUACCCUGCCAGCGGGGUUCAGAGGUCGUUCAGCUACGACAUGCCUGAGGAGGACUGGGACGUUGAGGAGAAAGUGGAGGAGUAUAUGAGGAGGGACAGUAACUUGGUGAAGGAGGAGAUCAAGGCCUUUCUCAACAACCGGAGGAUCUCACAGGCCAUUGUGGGCCAGGUGACAGGGAUCAGCCAAAGCUACAUCUCCCAAUGGCUACUGCAGCAGGGCCUGGAAAUGAGCGACCCCAAACGCAGAGCCUUCUACCGCUGGUACCUGCUGGAGCGCAACAACCCAGGGUUCCGAUGGAACGAAAACCAGCAAACGCAGGUCGCCAGGACGAGGACAGAGACCCCCUGGAACAGACAGAGAGAGCUGCUAAUGCAGCUGCUGCCCUGGUACUCUGCCCACCAAACACAGCCAGGUAACACAGGCGCCAGUAUGUCGGUGCGUUCCCUGGUGAAAGAGGAGCCUGAUUGGAGGUCCAGCGGCAGCCCUGCGGCGAAUGGUGUGGGGGGCGGGCCUCUGCGGCUGCGCAGGGGGAGCCGCUUCACCUGGAGGAAGGAGUGCCAGUCCAUCAUGGAGAGUUUCUUCGUUGAGAACCAGUACCCAGAUGAAGCCAGGAGAGAAGAGAUCGCCAAUGCUUGCAACUCCGUGAUCCAGAAACCUGGGUGCAAGCUGUCCGAGUUUGAGAGAGUCACAGCCCUCAAAGUGUACAACUGGUUUGCCAAUCGCAGGAAGGAGAUGAAGAGGCGGGCCAAUAUUGAAGCUGCCAUUCUCGAGAGCCACGGGAUUGAAGUGCCAAGCCCCAGCUGCCACUCAAACGGAGAGGAGGUUGAGGCUCCUGAGUUCUGUGAGCAGGAAGAAGUGGCGUCCAGGAAAGACACGGAGGACGACGCGGGCUCUUUGGCCCUUGAGGUAGCGGCUCUGCCCAGCCCUGGUGCUCAGCUUGUGGCUCAAAAAGCCGAAGAAUCUAAAAGGGAGGCGGCCGACGAGGAGUGAAUCAUGGGAGAGAACUCCUGGAAGGCAAGGACGAAGAAUAAGCUGGUGAAUCCAAGCUCCUGAACUGAGGGCUUCAGAGGGUGAGGCCAGGGGUGGUACGAGGUAUUCCUCUGGAGCCCCUCGCCCCCUGCCCCCUAGUGGUAGGGAGGCCACAGUAUGUAUCUCCAGUAAUUACGCUAAUAUUAAUGGCAAUAUUAAUCUCUUUAUAGUGCAUUCCAAGAUGAGUCUUAUUAAAGACCUUCUGAAAGGGAGAGGCAAGCAGGCUGUUAGAAGUGGGUGUGUCAUAGAGCAAAGCCCACUCCCUACCGCUAAAGCAUUUAUUUCUACCUUUUUCCGCUGCUUUCAUUUUAACGGCUUGAUGAAUUUCAAAGUUACGACAAAAAAUGGCUGCAGCCCAUAUGCCUAUCACAGCUGAAGCUGGAGAAUGGGUCCUGCAGGGCAGGGAGCUGUGUGAGAGGUACAGCUUCAGGGUCAGCGUGGUGUGAUGUGAAGUUCCCUGGGGUGGGGU
Molecule: messenger RNA, 2169 nt
Organism: Conger conger (European conger)
Lineage: Eukaryota; Metazoa; Chordata; Actinopteri; Anguilliformes; Congridae
Exons: 11
Coding region: 279-1661 (460 amino acids)
Biological process (GO): positive regulation of DNA-templated transcription
Cellular component (GO): nucleus
Molecular function (GO): double-stranded telomeric DNA binding
Source: RefSeq, a predicted model, not a curated record